Acomys russatus (golden spiny mouse) is the source of this 1441-nucleotide messenger RNA. It is a transcript of the gene Slc25a43, whose product is annotated as solute carrier family 25 member 43. Bases 103 to 1128 code for a protein of 341 amino acids. Gene Ontology annotation, biological process: transmembrane transport. The transcript has 5 exons. The record is from RefSeq and is a predicted model, not a curated record. Lineage: Eukaryota; Metazoa; Chordata; Mammalia; Rodentia; Muridae.
GAGUCCGCCCCACCCGGGCGGGGCCUGGCUGGACCGAUCUACCGGUGGCCCAGCGAGACCCUGGCACCAGCCACGAGGUGGCCGGCUCAGGGCUGGGUCUGAAUGGCUACGUGGAGGCGGGAUGGCCGGCUAACCGGCAGCCAGCGGCUCCUGUGUGCAGGACUGGCGGGUGCAGUCAGCCUCAGCCUCACUGCUCCCCUGGAGCUUGCCACUGUGUUGGCCCAGGUCGGUGUGGCGCGCGGCCACUCCCGGGGGCUAUGGGCCACCGGACGCCGCGUAUGGCUGGCCGAGGGGCCAAGGGCCCUGUGGAAAGGGAAUGGCGUGGCGUGCCUGCGCCUCUUCCCCUGCAGCGUGGUGCAGCUAGCAGCCUACCGAAAGUUUGUUGUGCUCUUCAUGGAUGACCUGGGCCAUAUUUCUCAGUGGAGCUCCAUUGUGGCUGGAAGUCUCGCAGGCAUGGUUUCCACGAUUGUCACAUACCCUACAGACCUCAUCAAAACCCGGUUGAUUGUGCAGAACAUGCUGGAACCAUCUUACAGGGGGCUUAUCCAUGCCUUCUCUACUAUUUAUCAACAAGAAGGGUUCCUGGCCCUUUACCGAGGGGUGUCCCUCACUGUUUUAGGUGCUGUUCCCUUCUCUGCUGGCUCCCUUCUAGUCUACAUGAACCUGGAGAACAUCUGGAAUGCUCCCCGGGACCGCUUCUCUCACCUGCAGAACUUUGCCAACAUCUGUGUGGCUGCUGCUGUGAGCCAGACGCUCUCCUUUCCCUUUGACACUGUCAAGAGAAAGAUGCAGGCUCAAAGUCCUUCUCUUCCCCACUGUGGAGGAGUGGAUGUCCACUUCUCAGGAGCAGCUGACUGCUUCCGCCAGAUAGUGAAGACCCAAGGGGUGCUGGGGCUCUGGAGAGGACUGACAGCUAACUUACUAAAGGUAGUUCCAUAUUUUGGAGUUAUGUUUACCAUGUUUGAGUUCUGUAAGAGAAUUUUUCUUUAUCAAAAUGGUUACAUCUUGUCCCCACUGACCUAUAAAUUGACACCAGGGGUGGACCAAAGUUUGAAGCCCCAGGAGUUACAGGAAUUCAAGAAGUUCUUCAAACCCAGAAAACUGAAAUCUAAAAAACCAACUCUGUAAAGCAGAAGACGUGCGGCAGUCCCAGAUGAAGGCUGCCUCUUCACUGCGCCCUUCGGAAGAACGGGAAGGAACUCCUACCUGAGGCUCUUGGAAAUGAGACCACAAGGCCACACAUCACCUCAGAACCCCAAACUUUCCCUGUGAAUACCUGUGCCUUGAAACGCUUUUCUGACGAUUCUCUGCCACAAUGCCAUUCUACCAGACUAUAAGAAAACCUAGAGGCCCAGUGGUGGCGCACGCCUGUAAUCCCAGCACUCAGGGUGGCUGAGGCAGGUGGAUCACUGUGAGUUCAAGGCCAGCCUAGUUACAAAGU